AUGCUGCCCGACUCGUUGGAGGAGCUACAGGAGGAGGUGGAGGAGCGCAUAGGGCAGGCGAACCGCAUUGUGUGCCCCAACCCCCACGUGCUGCAGCAGUUCCAAGAACGGCAGGAGCAGAUCCGCAGCAUGCAGCGCAAGGUGGAGUGUGACAGGCAGCAGCUGGAGGGGCUCAGGACGGAGGUGGAGCGCGUGCAGCAGCUGGAGGAGCUCAAGUCGGAGGUGGAACGCGUGCAGGGUAUCUGGCUGCCGCGCCUCCGCUCACUGAUCGUUCGCAUCAACGAGGCCUUCUCCAGAAACUUCCAGGAAUUGGCCGUUGCCGGGGAGGUGGCGCUAGUCUCCCUUCAGAUGAAAGGGGGGCUGACUUUCGCUCAUACGGCAUUUGAAUCCGAGUCAAGUUCAGGUGAUUCAGCUUCAGGUGAUUCAGUUCAGGUGGCUCAGCAGCAGGUGGUUCAGUCUCAGGGAGAGUGCAGAGCUGCAGGACUUGAGUGCACACCACCAGUCUGGAGGGGAACGUUGCUGUUCAAAGGGGUUCUUGCUGUGCUGGCAGGGGUGGUUUUUGCUGUGCUGGCAGGGGUCCUUGCUGUGCUGGCAGGGGUCCUUGCUGUGCUGCCAUCUGUUGUGUGCGGCGCGGCGCCUGUUGUUGUUGCCUUAGCUUUGCUCCUUAAGAUGUGGUGA
Messenger RNA from Closterium sp. Naga37s-1, 678 nucleotides. NCBI's taxonomy places the organism in Eukaryota, Viridiplantae, Streptophyta, Zygnematophyceae, Desmidiales, Closteriaceae. The record is from the annotation of a GenBank genome assembly.